AUGCGCCGCCCCGCCCGCGGGAGACACAAGAUGGCGGCGGCGACGCGCUGGGCCCGCGGGCUGCGGCUGCCAAGGGCAGGCCAUGGAAUUUCUGUCCUGACUGCAGCACCAUCAGUGUUGCAGCAGCACCGGCAAGUCCAUCACGCCGUGAUCCCUCAUGGAAGAAGUGGAAGAUCCUCUGUCAGUGGCAUUGUGGCCACUGUCUUUGGAGCCACAGGUUUCCUGGGACGAUAUGUUGUCAACCGCUUAGGUCGCAUUGGCUCUCAGGUCAUCAUCCCCUACCGCUGUGAUCAGUAUGACCUGAUGUAUCUGCGGCCCAUGGGUGACCUGGGACAGCUUCUCUUCAUGGAGUGGGACUGUAGGGACAAAGACUCCAUCCGAAGAGCCGUGGAACACAGCAAUGUGGUCAUUAAUCUUAUUGGAAAGGAAUGGGAAACAAAAAACUUCAAAUUUGAAGAUGAAUUUGUAACUAUUCCUCAAAGUAUUGCACAGAUAAGUAGGGAAGCCGGUGUGGAAAAAUUCAUUCAUAUCUCUCACCUGAAUGCUCACAUGAGGAGUCCUUCCAAAUACCUCAGGAACAAAGCUGUUGGAGAGGAGGUAGUGAGGGAAGAAUUUCCAGAUGCAGUAAUUUUGAAGCCCUCUGAGAUGUUUGGGAGAGAGGACAGAUUUCUCAAUCAUUAUGCAAACAUGCGCUGGUUUGGUGGUGUGCCUCUUAUUGCUCUGGGCAAAAAAACAGUCAAGCAACCAGUCUAUGUGGUUGAUGUAGCAAAGGCAAUUAUUAAUGCAAUUAAGAAUCCUGAUGCAAAAGGCAAAACAUAUGCCUUGGCUGGCCCUCACCGGUACCUCCUGUAUGACAUGGUUGAGUACAUCUACGCCGUUUCCUACCACCCCUUCAUUCCUUACCCGCUGCCACGACCUCUCUACCGGUUCAUUGCAAGAUUCUUUGAGAUGAAUCCGUUUGAACCAUGGUUGACACGGGACAAGGUGGAUCGGUUUCACACUACAGACAUGACAUUUCCUGACCUUCCUGGUUUUGAAGAGCUGGGGAUUGAACCAACCCCCCUGGAACAAAAAGCCAUCGAAGUUCUGCGCCGUCACCGCAGGUUCCGCUGGUUGGAUGCUGAGCUGGAAGAAGCAAAGCCAAAGACACAUCCUGUGUAACAGCUGGCAAGGGGGGGAUACUUGAAGCUUCUUAAACUGCCUUUGGAUGACCCAACUUCUUUGGAGAACUGUGUACAUACUGAGUAAAAUGUAUUAAUCAUGUAA
This is a messenger RNA of Corvus hawaiiensis (hawaiian crow), 1266 nucleotides long. RefSeq names its product NADH:ubiquinone oxidoreductase subunit A9 (gene NDUFA9). Gene Ontology annotation, molecular function: protein-containing complex binding. Gene Ontology annotation, cellular component: mitochondrion. The transcript is spliced from 11 exons. Lineage: Eukaryota; Metazoa; Chordata; Aves; Passeriformes; Corvidae. The coding region runs from base 1 to 1161 and encodes 386 amino acids. The record is from RefSeq and is a predicted model, not a curated record.